AUGGAAGGAAAGACAGGUCAGGCGAAGGACUUGGCAUUUGCAAUCUCCGGCUCACCUCUGGAAGAAGAACUCCACAUUCUUUUGAUAUUCAUGAUUCUCAUCCUCUCGAUCGUCUGGUGUCAUUCUCUGAUCCGUUUCUCCCUGGCCGUCUUGCGCGGACCCGCUACAAAUCGCAUUCCCAGUCGCGCAGGCCCCAAUGGCUAUGCUCAACCGGAGCGGCCUAUCCCUGUUACUUUUAUUGCCGACGAAGAGAUGAUGACAGGGGGUAACGGCGAGGUUCGGGAAAAGGUUACGGCGCCUCCUCCGGCGUAUGGGCUAUGGAGAAGCACUGUGCGCAUCAAUCCUGAUCUACUCUACUGGCAACGUGUGGAUGAAAGUACAUCCCGCUCAGCUCCCCAUAGCAAUAGCAUCGGAGAAGAUUCGGGCAGCAAGCCUACAUCUCCACGCCCUCCCAGUUACACAUCUGACAAUGGGAUCGACUAUGCUGUUGAAGCACAGCCCAGGUCAUUCACGCGAUGGCCUGUUCCUGAAGAAUCAGGCCGCCGUUGA
Molecule: messenger RNA, 549 nt
Organism: Aspergillus terreus NIH2624
Lineage: Eukaryota; Fungi; Ascomycota; Eurotiomycetes; Eurotiales; Aspergillaceae
Exons: 3
Coding region: 1-549 (182 amino acids)
Source: RefSeq, a predicted model, not a curated record